AUGUCCAGCUCAUCCGACAGUAGCCUCCCUGUAGGCGUGGUGCUUCUGGUCCGCCAUGGAGAUCGCAUGGGGUUCUAUCAGGAUCCCGAAACCUACACAGCAAGUGCCACGCAGAUCACACCAUUAGGGAACCAACAAGAGUAUCAGUUAGGAACUUACUUGAGAUCCGUGUACCUAAACGAGUCUUCGCCGUCGUACAUUCAGGGACUGGGUACCGGAUUGUUCAAUCAGUCCCAAGUUUUUGUGCAGGCAGACAUCGGCGACGAAGGAUAUGUUAUAUAUGAUUCCUGUGUUUCAUUAACCCAGGGUCUAUGGCCUACGACAACGAGCAACAACAUCACUCUUGCAAAUGGGACUACCAUCAUGGCGCCCCUAAACGGUUAUCAAUACGUUCCAAUUGAUGGCAUCGAUCCCACUGAAAACAUGUCCCUCGAAGGAUUUGAUAAUUGCAACACGUUCAGUGCCCACACAACUGCAUUCUAUGAUUCUCCUGAGUUCCAGGAGAUGGAAUCGCAGAGUGCGGCUUUCCUGCAACUUCUACCUCCGUACCUGGGCGACCGAGCCGCGACGCUGCAAAACAUGUGGAAUGUAUUCGACUAUAUGAACGUCAAUUACAUACACAACGCAACGUUUGCUGCCUCCCUUCCUCCGACUUUCCUUCCUCAAGCACGUGCGUUGGCCAAUUGGCACGAGUAUAACGUCUUCAGCGACGCGAGCCUCAGUGGCAUCGGAAACAUUGCUGGUCGAACAAUCAUCCCAACCAUUUUUGAAGCGUUCGAUGCCAUCCUCGAUCCUGUCAACCCUGCUAAACUCUAUGUUACUGCUAUAUCCUACAAGCCCUUUUUAUCACUCUUCAAUAUGACGGGUGUGGCAGCUGCAAAUCCAGAACUCGCUGGAAUAGUGGAUUACGCUUCGGCUGUUGCGCUUGAGGUUCGACUGCCAAAUGGCGAUGCUACCGAAGCCACUAUCCGCUUCAACUUCAAGAAUGGUUCAGAUCCCCAGUUCACCACAUACAACUGGAUGGGCGCCACCGGAGACAUCAAAGUGACGUCGUUCUAUGAUGCGUUAUCAAGUUCGGUAGUGAACGGGACGGCGGAUUGGUGCAAUGUAUGCCAGAACACCCAGGUUAGCAGUUGCGCUGCGCUCAAUCUCGCUGCGCAACAAGCGAGGGCGGCGGCCUUAUCACCCUUAAGUCCAGUUGGUGCUGGGUUCCUUGGCGCAGGAAUGACGAUCGUCCUGUUUGCCGUCGCGUUAAGCUCACUGCUAUUCUUUGGGUUGCUGAAGUUCAAACGCCCCCUGUUCAAAGGGCGGAAGCAUAGGGAAGAGGAUCAAGUUGAACUAAGCAAAACACAAGCGUACGCCGAUAGCGUAAAUCCGCCAUCGAGCGUAAGUCGUGGGCAGUGA
Messenger RNA from Pisolithus orientalis, 1404 nucleotides. Its product is annotated as histidine phosphatase superfamily. The transcript has 11 exons. Gene Ontology annotation, molecular function: phosphatase activity. Lineage: Eukaryota; Fungi; Basidiomycota; Agaricomycetes; Boletales; Pisolithaceae. The record is from RefSeq and is a predicted model, not a curated record. Bases 1 to 1404 code for a protein of 467 amino acids. Gene Ontology annotation, biological process: dephosphorylation.